This is a messenger RNA of Prunus avium (sweet cherry), 1787 nucleotides long. Its product is annotated as POLAR LOCALIZATION DURING ASYMMETRIC DIVISION AND protein. The record is from RefSeq and is a predicted model, not a curated record. Lineage: Eukaryota; Viridiplantae; Streptophyta; Magnoliopsida; Rosales; Rosaceae. Gene Ontology annotation, biological process: asymmetric cell division.
UGCCAAAACUACCCCCGCCACGUCUCCACGUGGUGGUAGGUGAUCAGUGUGCGACUGGUAAACUGGUAAAUAACUCUUGGACUUGCAGAGAAAGAGAGAGCUUCACUUCUUCAGUUCCAGUGAGCAACACACUGAAGAGCAAAGAGCCUCCUCUUUCAAAAAGUUUAUAGCUUGGUUUUGCUUUGCCUUCUUUUUCUUCUUCUUCAAUGUGGCAAGCGGUUUUAGCGGCAGCAGUAGCAGCCUCCACCGGGCUGCUUGCCAAAAAUCACAUCUUCAACUUCAAACCCGCCACUGAUUCUUCCGAUCCCACCACCGAUCACAAUGCGGAGCCCCACCCAAACCCUAACCCUAACCUCUCCAUCGCUUCAGCAUUUCAGUCUGAGCUGCCUCCCUGGGAGAUCAGCGACUGCGAGGAGCAACCAGAAGGAACGAUCUUUAGGUUUUCGAGCGAGGGUCGGGGCGAGAGUGGGACCCGGUUUCGCUUGAGAAAGGGGGCCCGGUCGAAGAAGAAGAAAGGGGUUGGUGUUGAGGCUGAGAGAUCUAAUGGUGCGGAACAGAGGAGGACUACUAGGAAAGUUGGCGUUUGCUUGAAGAAGAGGAAGACUGGGAAGAGUGUAGCUGCUGCCAAAUGUGGAUCGUCUUCUUCCGCAGAUACCUCCUUAUUUAGUUGGGGACUUAAUGUUGGGAUCAUGUACAUGAUGUCUGCUGGAAAAGCUGAGAUCAAUAAGCUGAACACAGCCAUGGAUGAGACUGCAAGAAUUGUACAUGAAUUAAAAUCGGAGCUUCAUAAAAGAAAAUCACCACAAAAGCUGCAAGCUUCAGGUUCUGCUAGUGAAGACAGUAUGAACGAUCAGACAACUAGUUACAAGCUUACUCAUCCAGGACUAAACAAGUCAAGUUCAGAAAACAGAGGCCCCAAUGACAUGAGAAUUUCCAGUUUUCCUGUGUCUGAUGGCGAAUGUGCAAGUAGUGUUCUUACGGAGGAGCAGGAGCCAGAGCCAGAAGUUAUGGACAUGGAUCAAUUGGAAGCAGAACUUGAGUCUGAACUUCAAAAACUUCCAUGGUGCAUCACGGAAGCUCCUCGCCAAGAGGGAUUGAGUAAUCUGGUUGAGGAUAUUGUCCCUGAGCUAGAGGGACAGGGUGUUGAUACUCAGCAGUUCCAUGGAGUAUUGCCAGCUCAACUAGAUCAGAAACUAUGCCAUGUGCUCAUCGAACAGCAGGAAAGCCAAAUUGUGGAGCUGGAAUCUGAACUUCACUCAGCCCAAUCAAAACUCCAAGAGAAAGAAACUGAACUUCAAUCAUUGAAGGACUGCGUUAGACGCCUGACUGAGUUAUCUCUUUCAAAUGUCUCAGAUGAUGAAACCGAGACACGCAAUGGACAAGAGCAAGCCACUGAUUGGAAUUACAACAUGCAGAGAUCUGAGUCAACAAAACCAACGGUUGGGAUGAAGAGACCCUAUUGAGUCUGAAUCCAAUGCAUGAUGAAACUGCUUCAUAUACAAGUAAGAAGGUAACUUAGUAAUUUACUGGUAGACCAUUGUGGGGUGGGGGAUGCAGGCAGGCAGCAGACAAAAAUGUCAUGGGUGGGCCCCACCGAUCCAGAUCAAAGCAACCCUACAUUUCCUGUGUGUACAAACAUGCAAGUUAUUACAUCUUGUGGGCACCCUACAUUUCCUCUGUUAGCAGUGUCAAAAUUUGCAGCUGUUUUUCUUGCAUUAUGCAGUGCAGCCACAUGUAAUAUUAAAUUCUGAUAUGGUUUAUUUAAAAAAGCCUAAUUGUCUAGAGCA